Molecule: messenger RNA, 6843 nt
Organism: Caretta caretta (loggerhead turtle)
Lineage: Eukaryota; Metazoa; Chordata; Testudines; Cheloniidae
Gene: ACSL6
Product: acyl-CoA synthetase long chain family member 6
Biological process (GO): long-chain fatty acid metabolic process
Cellular component (GO): endoplasmic reticulum; membrane
Molecular function (GO): long-chain fatty acid-CoA ligase activity
Source: RefSeq, a predicted model, not a curated record
CAGUGUCUUCAGGCUGCCCAUGCUGCAGCCAGAUCCAGCAGGCAUGCUCACCUUCUUCCUAGUGUCUGGUGGCUCCAUCUGGCUGUUUAUGGGUGAGUGUCCAAACCGCAGAGGUAAUGGAGGAACACCUUCAACAGGCGAGACUGAGGGAGACCCGCAUCAGAAUAUCCCUUAGCCCUGUUCAAAUCUUUUCUCCCUCUCAGGCAGAACAGGCACUUAAACUGGGGAUCCCCCACAUCCCAGGGUAGUGUAUCUGCCCCUGUUGUAAGAGGGGAAGAAUUGCUCAUGCGUGAGAUUCCACCCCAAGACAAGGAAGAACAAGAAACCCGAACAUGAGGUGGAUGCUUUCAGAGACACCAGCACUGGAAAAGAGUCAGAAGCCUCCUCAAUAGGCAUCUUAUUGAAUAUGUCCAGAGCUCUUCCAGUCAAUUUUGCGACCAACGUGGUCAUCUUGUGAUCUUCAGGAAUUUGAUGGAGUGUGCACAGUCUCUCAAAGAAUUUGCCCUUUCAAUCUUUGAAAAGAUGCAAGCACAGGAAAUCUUGAGGAGCCUGCGGCUGCCCGAGUUUGACAGCUUCAGCCAGUUUUUCCACAGCUUGCCAGCUACCACCUUAGUUGGCAUUGGUGCCUUUGCAGCUAUGAUCACAUACUGGUUUGCUAGCCGGCCAAAGGCUUUGAAGCCCCCAUGUGACCUCUUGAUGCAGACAGAAGAAGUUGCGGGCUGGGAUGGAGCUCGGCGGUCCGUGAUAGGUGACAGCCCAGAAUUAUUAUCUAACUACUAUGAUGAUGUAAGGACAAUGUAUGAAGUAUUUAGAAGGGGAUUUAACAUAUCUGAGAAUGGCCCCUGUCUAGGAUUCAGAAAGCCCAAGCAGCCUUACCAAUGGUUGUCGUAUAAAGAGGUCUUUGAAAGAGCAGAAGCUUUAGGAUCAGGGUUACUCCAACAGGGAUGUAAACAAACAACAAGUCAGUUUAUUGGGAUCUUUGCACAAAAUCGUCCAGAGUGGAUCAUUUCUGAGCUGGGUUGUUAUACCUAUUCUAUGGUGGUGGUCCCCCUGUAUGACACAUUGGGCCAUGGAGCCAUUCGUUACAUUAUCAACACAGCUGAUAUUUCCACAGUAAUCUGUGACAAACCAGAAAAAGCCAGAAUCCUCCUGGAUCACGUGGAGAAAAGAGAAAUGCCAAGCUUAAAGUCUAUUAUUCUGAUGGACCCUUUUGAGAAGGACCUAGAGGAAAGAGGGCAAAGAUGUGGUGUUCAGGUCCAAUCCAUGCAGGAAGUAGAGGCUUGUGGCCGUGAGAGUCGGCGUGUCCCUGUGCCUCCUCGACCAGAAGAUCUGUCAAUUGUCUGUUUUACUAGUGGCACUACAGGGAACCCCAAAGGUGCUAUGCUGACUCACAGGAAUAUGAUUGCUGAUUUGGCAGGCUUUCUGAAAGUGACAGAGAAAGUGAUCUUUCCGAGACAGGACGAUGUGCUCAUCUCCUUCCUGCCUCUGGCUCACAUGUUUGAAAGAGUUAUACAGUCUAUCAUAUAUUGCCAUGGGGGGCGAAUUGGAUUCUUUCAAGGAGAUAUCCGUCUCUUAUCGGAUGAUAUGAAAACAUUGCGUCCAACCGUUUUCCCUGUUGUACCUCGAUUAUUAAAUAGAAUGUAUGAUAAGAUCUUUAGCCAAGCAAAUACUCCAUUGAAACGUUGGCUUCUGGAAUUUGCUGCAGAACGUAAAAAGGCUGAAGUCCAAAGUGGAAUCAUUAGAAAUGACAGUUUAUGGGAUAAACUAUUUUUUAAUAAAAUCCAGGCAAGCCUUGGUGGGUGUGUUAGGAUGAUUAUAACGGGAGCUGCCCCUGCUUCUCCAACUGUUCUGGGGUUCCUUCGGGCAGCACUUGGAUGUCAGAUUUAUGAAGGUUACGGUCAAACAGAGUGCACAGCAGGAUGUACCUUUACCACUCCAGGUGACUGGACUUCAGGUCACGUAGGAGCUCCUCUGCCCUGCAAUUUAAUCAAACUGAUGGAUGUGGAAGAGAUGAAUUAUUUUGCUUUGAAAGGAGAAGGAGAGAUAUGUGUGAAAGGACCCAAUGUUUUCAAAGGUUAUCUAAAAGAUGACGAGAAGACAGCUGAAGCGCUGGAUAAAGAAGGCUGGCUUCAUACUGGAGACAUUGGGAAAUGGUUACCUAAUGGGACACUUAAAAUUAUUGAUCGGAAAAAGCAUAUAUUUAAACUUGCUCAGGGAGAAUAUAUUGCACCUGAAAAGAUUGAGAAUAUCUACAUCCGCAGUGAGCCUAUUGCCCAGAUAUAUGUGCAUGGAGACAGUUUACAGGCCUUCUUGGUGGGAAUUGUUGUACCUGAUUCUGAAGUCAUGCCAGGCUGGGCAAAGAAAAGAGGGUUUGAGGGAACAUAUGCAGAGCUCUGUAAAAAUACGGAGCUGACACAAGCAAUAAUGGAAGAUAUGGUGCGGCUAGGGAAGGAGGGUGGACUUCAUUCUUUUGAGCAGGUCAAAGCCAUUUACAUCCACUCUGAUCUAUUCUCAGUACAAAAUGGCUUGCUGACACCAACGCUAAAGGCUAGGAGACGAGAGCUAAGAGAUUACUUCAAAAAACAAAUAGAAGAGCUUUAUUCAAAUGUCUCCAUGUGAAGCGGCAGGAAAAUUCUUCUGAAUAAUGUACUUUGUAGCAAUAUUAAAGUACAUACUCAAAAGUACAGAGCCAGAAUGACACAGUUGAAAUGAACAAGCAUCUGCCCUUAUGUCUGAACCUUUUGUUGUUCCAAGGCCUCAUCACUGAUAUAACAGUAAAUUUCCUUUUUCAUCAGCUGUAGUACGCUAUAGGAGACUACUGAAAACUACGCUACAUAGCCAUAUAAAGAUACAUAAAUUCCAGCACAUCUUAAAGUAUAUCAUGGAAGGUUACAUUAUUAUUAAUGCCCCCAAACAGUAUUGAUUACACAUCAGGAAAAAGGUAUGUGAUAUAUCUGUUGAUAUGAUUGUAUAUAACAUUAUAGAUUAUGACUAAAAUCCUGGAUAAUUCAAUAUUGUGGUCUACCUCAAACAUUCAAAGGCUGAUAAUUAAAAUCAUAACUAAAUCUGUUUUCCCUAACCUAGAACUUCAAGUUAGAUCUUUGGUCGUUUUGUUUUGUUUUUUUUAAGUGACAGCUUUUAUACUCUGCAAGACAUAAAUUCCAUUGACUUUAUGUAAUCAUCAAAGACCUGACUAACAGAGAACAAGGAAUAAAUUUCCUGAUUUCAUUUGUAUGCAAUAUGCCCAUCAGCAUAUUAGGCGUAAUGGAAAAAGCCAGAUUAAUACCACUUCGUAAUUGCAAAAAUAUUUUAGGAAGUUAUGCAAUUCCCUGUAUUCCUUUUUUUCAAUGCAUCUGAACUCAGUUUAUAGCAUGGCAGAUAGAUCUUCCUUGAGAUGCUGACUCAGCACAGUAUGCCCAUGGGCUCACAAACGCACAAGCUGGGAAGAAUGUGGACGCAUUGGUGGCUCUGUGGCAGACUGAUCUACUCAUAAGGGUCAGCUUUCUGUGGGAGCUACAAAAUAAAAAGCUUCACAAGAGGAGCAGAACUAGUGUAAAUGAGCCCUCACCAUCCUAUACACUCCUGAUUCUUAAUUUAUUGCUUCACAUGAUGCUAGUGCUAUGCAGUCCAGCCGGAUUAAUGCCCUGGCACAGCUGCAGGCAGAGGAAUGGAGCUCUGGCUCAGUGUAUGAACCAUAAUUGUGAACAGUGUUCAGUAAAACAAAUUUACUUGCUAGAAAUGACGGCAUCAUAUCCCCAUUGCUGUAGCGCAAUGGUAAAGGGCCUCCCUUGUGUUGCUGGAGUGUUACUCCUGAGUACCCAUGUUGCUGAGGGGGAAGCUUCCUUGACGGUUUUCCUUCCCACCACCAUGGUGAGAUGGCAUGGUGGGAGGUAAGGUUACCACCUGGCUGGUAUUUGACCGGCCUGGCCAGUUUUUUUAUGGAUUUACCAGAAAAAUUCUUUAGUCUGCCAGGUUGUUUUUUUAAUGUGGGCCUAAGGAUUUGCAUUAUUAUCAUAAUACACUUGGAUAUCUAAUGUCAAAAGUCGGUGUCCAGUUAAAGAUGCUGCGGUGUUCCCACUUCUGCAGUUUAAGCGAUAACUGCUCAAAAGUGUUUGAAAAUACAGUAGCUGUCUGCCCACCAACAGGCAAGCGCAGCACGCAUGUGUGUGAGAGAGGGCUUGAGUCAUGCGAGAGUGAUAGUAUCAUGUGUUAUCUUUAGGGUGACCAUAUUUCCCAAGGGGAAAAUGGGACACCCCCAGCCGCUUACUCGAGCUGCCGCCCCUCCUGGCACGAGGCCGAUGCCGGUCACUGGAACCCUGCCACUCCCCCCUUCUCUCCCCAUGCAAGGCUGUUGCUGGUCACCUGAACCCUGCCCCCUCCACAAGGUUGUUGCCCGGUUGCUGGAACCCUCCCGGAUCCCUGCAUGCUGGAAUGCUUCCCUUCCCCCUCCCCAACUCUACCUCCCCCUUGCACGUGGCUGGCAUCUCUACUCGCCUCCACCGCAUGGUCCUCCACAUCGCAACCCGCUUUUCUGCAAAAGUGGGCAUUUGUCCUGAUUGCUCUUGCCAACUGAUUAAGUUGGCAAGAACAAACAGGACAAAUGCCCACUUUCGCGCAAAAAAAAAAAAAAAAAAAAAAAGUCAGGACGGUCAGGACAGGGCUUAAAAAAGAGACUGUCCUGGCCAAAAUGGAAGAAAAUGGAGAAAACCCCAGUUUUCUCUCUAGAUAUUAUAGGUGGCUGUUUGAAGGGGAGGAGGGUUGCAGAGUUACCUUAUGGUUGGGGUUGCAGCAGGCUUGGUGGGUGGUAGUGGGGGGAAGGCACUGGGUUUUUUUGCAUUUCAAAAGUGGUAACCCUAGUGGGAGGGGCACAGGUUUCUUUCUUUUUCUUUCUGAUGAGUCUUGGAAAUUGAGCUUUCAGCUAGGGAAAGAUUGAUCUUUGUGCUACAACCACUUUAACAUUUGUCACUGACUGAAUCAAGAUCUAUCAAAGAAGGACCUUCCCUAUAUUUUGGACAUUUGCAGAGCUCUAAUACAAUUCCAUGAUCCCAAUUACCAUAUAAAGCCGUUGGUCUAGAUAAAGCCUUAGCCUUCACUGUGGCAAAGGGGAAGCCACUAGAAAGGCAAUAUCUCCCCAGUGGAAUAGGAGCAGACUCUGGAACUACAUGCUCAAACUGCAUGGUGUUAAAAGCUGCAGGCUUACACCAUUCAAGGAACCUGAGGACACUCCAUGAGCCAACAGCCUUGGUGGCUUCUUCCAGCUGAACAGGGUCCUAAAUUAUUUUUUUUAAUAACUGCUAUUAGUUACGCCAAUCCACACACUUGCAUGGGGCUGCUAGAUGACCUGGUUUGCUAGGGCAGUAAAUAUGAACUUAUUUUUCUGUCUGAGACAAGUCCAUCAUUACUUUUCAUACUAAAAAGCCUAAAUUAAAUUAUUAAUCUAAAUUGUCAUAUACCUUCCUUCCGAAAUUCCAUUGCAUGCUUUAAAAGAAAUGAAAUAAUUGAACUAAUGAGCUAGUUUUAUGCAGAGUCUGUUCUAUUAAAGAGAUUUCAGAGCAAACAGCUAAAACUACACAGGCGACUGCAUCUGUUACAUAAUCUCACUUGUACAGCACGUGUUUAUCUGAUUUAUCAAAUGUGCAUUCUAUGGGCCUGAUUCUUCAUUGCCCUGCAUCUUGUAUAGUCAUUUCUAUCAGUACAAAAUUGGUGUAAAACACAACCAUUGUAAUCCGGUAGUGUUUUACACUCAUGUUACACCGAUAUAAAUGAUUAUCCACAGUGCAAAGCAUCAGGUGCGAUACCUUUUUUCUCCUUUAAGCAAAUAUGAUCUACUUUAGGAACUAGUAACUAGUUCCUUAAAUAAACAGAUGUGUAAAAAAGAAGCUAUUUUCCACUGACCUUUCUCUACAGCAUGAAUUUAAUUUACUUUCCUUUUCCUCUAAAGUGAUUCAGUCCACCUGACCUGUCCAGACAACUGAUAUCUAAUUUUGUAUAAAUAUUGAGGAUCCUUAUUUGAAUUUACUUAUGGCUUACAUGCUUGUUAACUUUAAUACUAGAGGGGGUGGGAGUAGGAAGACAAUAUGUACAUGACCACACCAAGGUGAUGUAAAAUUUGGAAAGAAUUGGCUCAAAUGAACAUUUUUUUACAGCCAUAUCCUGAAAGUGUGUAAAUUUUUAAAUCUUGGGGGAAACCCUUGGUACAUGAAAUAAAGCCACCCCCACCCUCCAGUCAUUUUAUCUUGUGUAAUUAGAACUUCCUCUGCAGAUCAUUCUUAGCUCAAUAACCUCGGAAACGUUAGAAGGGAUAAAAAACCUCAAAUGAAUGUGCCUAAAUAUGUUCUUUAACAUAAGCACUAAUAUGCUUUCCUUCAGACAUCUGGCACACCUGUCUUCCUUUUGCAUGCUUUGUUUUUUCCUUAAGUGAAAAUAUUUAUUGUAGCCACUGCAAGGAAAAUCCCAGUGUUCGUUAGGUUUGAGUUCCCCUACGACCUCUUUAUAGUAUCUCAGGGUAAUAAUUUACACAGUGUGUUAUGUAUCUUUGUCUUAUUUGAGAAUUCCCCUUCAAAACUCAAGUGCUAUCAAAGAAAUGAUAGUAUGUACUGGUCUUCUCCUAAAGCAUUUCCACUCUGGGUGGCUUAAAAAUAAGUAUUUUAAUCUUAUCACUUGAAGGUAUAGGGCAGGGGUCGGCAACCUUUCAGAAGUGGUGUGCUGAGUCUUCAUUUAUUCACUUUAAUUUAAGGUUUCACAUGCCAGUAAUACAUUUUAAUGUUUUUUAGAAGGUCUCUCUCUAUAUAUUAUAUAACUAAACUAUUGUUGUAUUGUAAAAUAAACAAGGUUUUCAAAAUG